UUCAAAAAGAUGAAGGUUUUCGUUGUAUUGCUUGCUAUCUCAGCUCUUGCUCACGGAGCACCAAAAGCUGUUGACUCCAACGCCAUCCCAUUGGUCGAUGGUAGAAUCGUUGGAGGUGACCCAGCCAACAUUGCCGACUACCCAUACCAAAUCUCCCUUCAAUACUACGGAAGCCACAUCUGCGGUGGAAGCAUCAUCGCCUCCAAAUGGGUUGUAACCGCUGCUCACUGCACUGACGGCUUCUCCGCCUCCGCCCUCUCCAUCAGAGCCGGCAGCUCCACCCGUGGAUCCGGAGGUCAAGUCAUCAACGUUAAGAAGAUCAACCAGAACCCAAGCUACAACAGCAACACCAUCGACUACGACAUCUCCGUCUUGGAACUAGCCAGCGCCAUCACCGUUUCCAACGCCCAAGCCAUCGGCCUGCCAGUGGCCAACGCCAACGUUGAAACCGGCGCCACCGCCACCAUCACCGGCUGGGGCACCACAUCCGAAGGCGGCAGCUCCCCGACCCAACUCCAAGUCGUCCAAGUCCCAAUCGUCUCCGCAGCCACCUGCAGAUCCGCCUACGGAUCCUCCUCCAUCACCAGCAGGAUGCUGUGCGCCGGUCUGACCCAGGGAGGCAAAGACGCUUGCCAAGGUGACUCUGGCGGCCCAUUGGUUGUUGGCGGCAAAUUGGUCGGUAUCGUUUCUUGGGGAUACGGAUGCGCCCGCCCCAACUACCCCGGAGUCUACUCCAGCGUACCGGCUCUUAGGUCUUACAUCACCCAAGUUGCUGGCAUUUAGGUUACCAGAAGAUAUAAUUAAUUGUUAAUUUCAUUUUA
Molecule: messenger RNA, 821 nt
Organism: Aethina tumida (small hive beetle)
Lineage: Eukaryota; Metazoa; Arthropoda; Insecta; Coleoptera; Nitidulidae
Product: trypsin-7-like
Exons: 2
Coding region: 10-783 (257 amino acids)
Biological process (GO): proteolysis
Molecular function (GO): serine-type endopeptidase activity
Source: RefSeq, a predicted model, not a curated record